Messenger RNA from Lasiodiplodia theobromae, 3057 nucleotides. RefSeq names its product tRNA exportin. Lineage: Eukaryota; Fungi; Ascomycota; Dothideomycetes; Botryosphaeriales; Botryosphaeriaceae. Bases 1 to 3057 code for a protein of 1018 amino acids. Gene Ontology annotation, cellular component: nuclear pore; cytoplasm; nuclear matrix. The transcript has 4 exons. Gene Ontology annotation, biological process: tRNA re-export from nucleus. The record is from RefSeq and is a predicted model, not a curated record. Gene Ontology annotation, molecular function: small GTPase binding; tRNA binding.
AUGGAGGCCCAGGUUGAAAAUGCCAUCCAGAUCGCCUGGAACCCCGCGGCCGACCACGAGCUCAAGACGCAGGCCAUAAACUUCCUCAACCAGAUCCGCGCGGAGCCCGCCCAGGCCUGGUCCGUCUGCCUCUCGCUCUUCACCCGCCACCCGCGCCCCAAUGAGGUCGUGCGCCACUUCGUCCUCGAGAUCGUCAACAAUGCCGUCCAGACGCAGCGCCUCGACCCCCAGAGCCUGCUGUACAUCCGCGACAGCAUCAUGCAGUACAUCCGCGCCGUCUACCAGAACCCGGCCUCGGACCAGAUCGACACGGCCCACAUCCAGAACAAGAUAACCCAGACAAUCACCUAUCUGUUCACCGCCCUGUACGCUCAAGGCUGGGAGUCCUUCUUCGAGGACUUCCGCUCUCUAGCCGCCGAGGAUAACCUCCCGGCCACCAUGCUGUACUUGCGCGUGCUGAACUCGGUGCACGACGAGAUUGCCGACGUGCUCAUGUCGCGCUCGCCCGAGGAGUCGAGGCGCAACGCAGAGCUCAAGGACCUCGUCCGCGCCCGCGAUGCCCAGAAUAUAUCCAUCGCCUGGCAGGGCAUCCUGGGCCGCUGGACCCGGACCGAUCUUGGCCUCGUCGAGAUGUGCCUGAAGACGGUCGCCCGCUGGGUCAGCUGGAUCGACAUCUCGCUGGUUGUCAACGAUGGCAUGCUGCACAACCUGUUCGAGAUUGCCGGCCAGCAGGGCGUCAUGUCGUCCGAGACCCCCGAGGGCCGCGUCCGCGACGCCGCCAUCGACACCUUCACCGAGACGGUUGGCAAGAAGAUGAAGGCGCCGGACAAGGUCCAGCUCAUUGCUUUCCUGAACCUCGGGAACGUCGUAGGCCAGCUGAUCGCCAGCCCCGGCCUCGCCGACCAGAGCGUGUCGACGUACGACAACGAUCUGGCCGAGGCCGUGGCCAAGCUCGUCAACACCACCAUGUUCGAUAUUGUCAAGGUGCUCGAUACUGACUCAGCCGAUGACGGCACCAAGCAGCAGGCCAACGACCUGCUCGGCGCCUUCGUUCCCUACCUACUCCGCUUCUUCUCAGAUGAAUAUGACGAAAUUUGCUCCACAGUGAUUCCCUCGCUCACAGACUUGCUGACUCUCUUCCGCAAGAUUGUCAAGGCAAAGGGCGCCCUCCCGCCAGCCUAUGCCUCCAUGCUUUCUCCCGUUCUUGAAGCCAUCAUUGCCAAGAUGAAAUACGACUCGACAGCUUCUUUGGAUGACGAGGAUGAGCAAACGGAUGAGGCGGAGUUCCAGGAGUUGCGCAAGAGAUUGCACGUCUUGCAGCAGCAGGUUGCUGCCAUCGACGAGAGCCUGUACAUCGAGACCUUAUCCAACAAGAUUGCCCUUAUCAUCAGUUCCUACGACCAGCCAAACUCUGGCAUGAGCUGGCGCGACGUUGAACUUGCCCUCCAUGAGAUGUAUCUGUUUGGAGAGCUGGCUGUGAAGAAUGGCGGCAUGUACGCGAAGCGCGAGCCCUCGUCGGUGGCUUCGGCACGACUGAUCGAGAUGAUGGCCAAGAUGGUCGAGUCGAACAUUGCCGCUUCCGACGAGUUCCCCGUAAUUCCCCUUCAGUACAUGGAGAUCUGCGUCCGCUACUCCGCAUUCUUCGAGCAAAACUCGGCCCUCAUCCCCAAGGUUCUUGAGAACCUCGUCCGCCUCAUCCACAGCAGCCAUCGCAAACUAAAGCUGCGCUCCUGGUACCUCUUCUACCGAUUCGUCAAGCCGUUGCGUCAGCAAAUUGGACCCGUUUCGCAGACAGUCAUUCAAGCCAUUGGCGAUCUUCUGGCCAUCAAGGCUGAGUUGCCCGAUGACAAUGAUGAGGAUGACAUGUCUUCCGAAGAUAACGGCCAAUCUGCUGACGCAACUUUUAACAGUCAGCUUUACUUGUUCGAGGCGAUUGGGUGCAUGGCAUCGCCUUCCUCCGUCCCCGUCGAGAGUAAGAUCAUCUACAGUCGCGAAGUGCUGAAUCCGCUCUUCGCCGACUUGGAACAAAACCUUGGGCUGGCCAAGAGCGGCGAUGAGCGUGCGAUUCUUCAGGUGCACCACCUAAUUGAGGCCAUUGGUACUCUUGCCCGCGGCUUCUCCGACUGGAUGCCCGGUGCUUCUGGUGCGCCCCCUGCCGAUGAGGUGUCGGAAGAGUUUGCUCGUGCAGCCGAGGUAAUCCUGGUGGCAUUGGAAUCUCUCAACUCGUCCAUCACCAUUCGGACCGGCGCUCGCUUCGCCUUCUCCAGACUCAUCGGGGUGCUUGGAUCGCGCGUUUUGCAGCAGCUUCCUCGCUGGAUCGAUGGUCUUCUAUCUCAGAGUUCUACCAAAGAUGAGAUGGCCACUUUCUUGCGUUUGUUGGACCAGGUCGUCUUCGGUUUCAAGGCCGAGAUCUUCAACAUGCUCGACUCCCUCCUCACUCCACUCUUACAGCGUGUUUUCGCAGGCCUGGCGGAACCUACUACCGGCACGGAUGAUGAGAUUCAGCUGGCUGAACUCCGCCGUGAGUAUCUCAACUUUCUUCUCAUCAUCUUGAACAACGAACUCGGCGCUGUUUUCAUCAGCAAUGCCAACCAGGCCACUUUUGACACCAUAAUCACUACCAUUGAGCAUUUUGCACGCGACCCUACCGACUACCCGACUGCUCGUCUCGCCAUUUCCGUCCUCACCCGCAUGACGGCCGUCUGGGGCGGCCCUGAUAUUCCUCUAAACAGCGGCAACACUCCGGCGCCGACUCUUCCAGGCUUCGACCACUUCGCAAUCUCACGAUUCUCCCCGCUCAGCUGGAGCGUUCCUGCCACGCAGGGCUUUAAUAGCAAGGAUGCCCAGGCCAGACAGGUGCUUGGUGAACUUGGUGCGAUGCAGAUUGAGAUCCUCAAGAAAACUGGGGAUAUCUAUGUCCAGAAUCUGAGGCAUGAGCUAUCCAACAUGGGCGUCGAUCAGCAGGGCCUUGAAGAGUAUCUGGGAGCAUUGACGACAAAGGGAGAAAAGGGAUUCAAGCAAUUUUUCCAGCAAUUUGUUGCUCGGGCUGCUGCAUGA